This is a messenger RNA of Brassica rapa (field mustard), 1272 nucleotides long. Its product is annotated as pollen-specific protein-like At4g18596. Lineage: Eukaryota; Viridiplantae; Streptophyta; Magnoliopsida; Brassicales; Brassicaceae. The record is from RefSeq and is a predicted model, not a curated record.
UAGUUGAAUCGGGGGAAGCUGUAGGUAUUAUUGCGGGUCAAUUUAUUGGCGAACCAGAAACUCAACUAACAUUAAGAACUUUUCAUAUCGGUGGAGUAUUUACAGGAGGUACUGCCGAACAUGUACGAUGGUACUACACUUGAAAGAGGUUAUAGGUAAAAGCCUCAACAGAUUUUUGUUUCCCACUCAAAAUUACAGUUUCAUCGGUUAACAAUCGUCCAUAAGAAUAUAACAAAAAAAAAAGAAUAUAAGACGGUCGUUUCAGAAAUGAAAUCAAGUCCUAGCUGGCUCAUACAAAAAAAAAGAAGCUCAAUGAAUCCAAUAAGAAAAUAUUAUUAGCAGAACAUGGAUGGUAAUGAGAAAAAAUCGGGUUCAAACCGGUCAAGAACCACAAACACCAAAUAUAAACAAGCAUUUCCAAAAAUAGACAUGUGUUUUGUUGUUUUGUGUUAUUUGUUCUCUAUAAAAGAAGAUCAUUGAUUGGAUCUGUCAUUUCUUCAUCUUAAAGAAUAAUAAUGGCAAAAUUCGUCAUCUUCUUCCUUGCCUCUGCCCUAUGUUUUACCACCCUCCUUCACUUCGCGGCCGCUGAUGCCGACGACUUUGACCGCUUCCACAUUAAGGGCUCCGUCUACUGUGACACCUGCCGUGUUCAAUUCAUGACCCGCCUCAGUAAAGUCCUCGAAGGGGCAAAGGUGAAGCUCGAGUGCAAGGGUCGUGAGAACCAGACAGUGACAUUGACCAAAGAAGCUAUGACCGACAAAGACGGUAACUACGAGAUGGAAGUUAUGGGAGACCACGAAGAGGAAGUGUGCGAGAUCAUCCUCGUCCAAUCACCAGACGCAGAGUGUGGCGAUGUGAACAAUCAAGAGUUCCUAAGAAACGCAGCCAGGAUCAGUCUCACGGCUAAUGAUGGCAUUGUCUCCAACGAGACUCGAACCAUUAACCCACUUGGGUUCAUGAGGAAGACUCCUCUCGCUGACUGUCCUCAAGCUUUCAAGGAGCUUGGAAUCGUCCCUGACGUCACCUUCUAAGCUUUAUAUAUUUAUUCUACCCAUAUAUAUAUCCAUCUCUCAACAUUUUAUUUUUGGCAACUCUUUCUAUUUCUUAUAUAAAGCAUUUUUUUUUACAUGUUGUGUUUGUGUUUACUUAACUAACGGUGUUUUCUUUUGUUUCAUUUCAUAUCUUGUGUUUGUGUUCCAGCAAUUUUUCUUUUGCUGUUUUACUCUUGGGUGUUCUUUUAUUUUCUAAAGAAUGAUCUGAUUACCUUCCAAA